UUUAUUUCUUAUUACCACCAUUCCUCGCCCAUUAACCCCAUUGACCAUAUCUGUUUCAUCUUCUUCCUCCUUCAACCCCUCUUCUAUGGCUGCCGCCGUCGUCGUCGCCGGAUCCGACGCCUCCCUUGAGUACCCCGGCCGAAUCACGUGGCUUGUCGUCCUCUCCUGCCUCAUGGCCGCCACCGGCGGCCUCCUCUUUGGCUACGAUACCGGCGUCACCGGCGGAGUGACGUCGAUGGAGGCUUUCCUGAAGAAAUUCUUCCCGGAGAUUUACACCAGGAUGGCGGAGGAGGCCGACACCACCAGCAACUACUGCCAGUUCGACAGCCUCCUGCUGACGUCAUUCACGGCGUCGAUAUACCUCUCCGGCCUCGUCGCCAGCUUCUUCGCCGGCCGCGUCACGCCGGCGUACGGACGGCGAGCCUCAAUCAUCAUCGGCGGCGUAGCCUUUCUCGCCGGCGCCGCUGUCGGCGGCGCCGCCGACAACCUACUCAUGCUCCUCUCCGGCCGCCUUCUCCUCGGCGUCGGCAUCGGCUUCACCAAUCAGUCGGUCCCUCUGUACCUAUCGGAAAUGGCGCCGCCGCAGUACAGAGGCGCUUUCAACUACAGCUUCCAAUUCUGCGUGUCCUUCGGAAGCGCCGCUGCUUUUCUGAUCAAUUGCGCCACCAACACGGUGGCCGGAGAUUUAGGCUGGCGGAUCUCCCUCGCUGCCGCAGCAUUUCCGGCGCUGAUCCUAACCAUCGGCGCGAUUUUCCUAUCGGAGACGCCCAACAACCUCAUCCAACGGGGGGCGGACGUUGGGCGCGCCGAAACCCUCUUGCGCCGAAUCCGCGGCACCGACGAUGUGCGCGCGGAAUUAGACGAUCUCGUCGCGGCAAGCCGCAACACGGCCGCGAUUAAACGGCCGUGGAAGCGAAUUUUUAAACGGAAGUAUCGGCCGCAGCUCGUGAUGUCUGUAGCGAUACCGUUUUUUCAACAGAUGACAGGGAUCAACGUGAUCACGUUCUACUCACCGAUACUCUUCCGCACGAUCGGAUAUGGCGAGAGCGCGUCUCUCGUCUCGACGGUGAUGAUCUCUGUUGUCGGGGUGACCGUGAUGAUCGUCUCGUCCCUAAUCGUCGACAAAUUUGGCCGGCGGAUAAUUUUCAAAAUCGGAGGGAUCGCGAUGUUCGCCACGCAAGUAUCGAUCGGCGCCGUAAUGGCGGCGAAAUUAGGGGAUCACGGCGAGUUGAGCCGGGGGUAUAGCGCGGUUCUUCUCGUGUUAAUUUACGUAUACGUCGCCGGGUUCGGGUUCUCGUGGGGCCCGCUCGGGUGGCUCGUGUCGAGCGAGAUUUUCCCGCUCGAGAUACGGUCGGCGGCGCAAAGCAUAUCGGUGGCGGUGAAUUUCUUCACGAGUUUCCUCGUCGGGCAAACGUUUCUCGCGAUGUUGUGUCGGAUGAAGGCCGGGACGUUUUUCUUCUACGCCGCGUGGGUCGCUGUUAUGACGGCGUUCGUGUGGUUGUUUUUACCGGAGACGAAGAAUAUUCCGAUCGAGAAGAUGGAGAUGGUGUGGAAGAAGCAUCCGAUCUGGAAGCGAGUGGUUUGCGACGGCCGCGACGGAAAAGACGACGGAGAAAUAGAAGAUCCAUUUCUCCGGUGAAAGAGGUUUGUUGUGAACUCAUGGGAACGUUAUUAAUUGAAUUUAUUUUCAUGUAAAUUUGAUGUUAUAUUUAUAUGUAAUUUUAUUUAAAAAAAUAAAUUAAUUAAUUGUUACACAAUUAGAUAGGUACAAUUUUUUUUUUUACCAUUUUUGUAACAUUGUUUUGUUAAGUCACGGAGUUCACUAAUGUGGACGUCCGAAUCUUGUCUGGAUUUGUUGUAAUUGACGUCGACCGUUAUACACGACGUCUGUUCUCAACCUGGAAUUUCAAAUGCUUUAUUUACUUGCGAA
Molecule: messenger RNA, 1930 nt
Organism: Andrographis paniculata
Lineage: Eukaryota; Viridiplantae; Streptophyta; Magnoliopsida; Lamiales; Acanthaceae
Product: hexose carrier protein HEX6-like
Exons: 3
Coding region: 86-1639 (517 amino acids)
Biological process (GO): monosaccharide transmembrane transport
Cellular component (GO): membrane
Molecular function (GO): monosaccharide transmembrane transporter activity
Source: RefSeq, a predicted model, not a curated record